Brachypodium distachyon (stiff brome) is the source of this 2560-nucleotide messenger RNA. Its product is annotated as mechanosensitive ion channel protein 2, chloroplastic. The coding region runs from base 244 to 2265 and encodes 673 amino acids. The transcript has 13 exons. The record is from RefSeq and is a predicted model, not a curated record. Gene Ontology annotation, cellular component: membrane. Gene Ontology annotation, biological process: transmembrane transport. NCBI's taxonomy places the organism in Eukaryota, Viridiplantae, Streptophyta, Magnoliopsida, Poales, Poaceae.
GGAAGAAGCUACUGCCGUUUUUCUCCUGUUCUUCCUCCUGACCCGUUCACUCCCGAUCCCCUUUCUCCCCCGUCUCUUCAGCUAGGCGGCGGCGGCGGCGACGACGACCUCAUCGGAGCUCCUUCCCCGUCCCGGCACCCCAUCGUCCCGCCUGCAGGAAAUAUACUAGGCAAGCAAGAUGAUGAACUAGUAGAAGCUUGCUUGGAUGUGAAUAUUUUGCACACCUUGUGAUCUCUGCUUGAGAUGGCGGUUGGAGUGACAUCCCAGCUGUUCCAAGGAGUGACUGCUACCAACAGAUUGAACCAAACCAACAAAUCUGGAAUACGAAGUCGAAUUGCUAGCCAGGAGAUGCGACAUUCUCUGCUGCCAUCCACUUCCUUGCCUUCAGUUGCUUAUGGGCAAGCUUCUUCAGUUCAUAAAUUAUUGGAGAGGAACUACAUGCCCAUGUUUUAUGUGCCUUAUAGAUAUAGGGCCUUGAGUGUGAGAUCUUUUGCCUUGCCAGUUGCUUUGAAGGAAAUUCCUCUUGUCAAGAGCACAUCAUCACUAUUGACUAGGUCAUGUGAUACUUUACUUGCAAAUCCUGCUACUGCAUUUGUGGUACCUGCAAUUGGAAUAUGUGUCUUUGCUCUAUGGGGUUUUUUGCCUCUAAUGAAGGACAUUAGAAAUCGUUUUGAUCAUGGAGGCAACUGGAAAAAGAGCCCCACUUACCUAAUUUCAAGUUCCUACCUUCAACCUUUACUCCUUUGGACAGGAGCAACACUUAUCUGCAGGGGUUUGGAUCCAGUUAUGUUGCCUUCAGCAGCAAGCCAAGCUGUUAAAACACGCCUAUUGACUUUUGUGAGAUCAUUGUCUACUGUCCUGGUUACUGCAUAUAUUCUGACAAGCUUGAUCCAGCAGGUACAGAAGUUCCUUGUGGACAUACGUAGCCCCAAUGAUACAAGAACUAUGGGGUUGGAUUUUACCAUGAGAGCUGUUUAUACUGGUAUUUGGAUUGCUGCUGUUUCUCUCUUUAUGGAGUUGCUGGGUUUCAAUACCCAGAAGUGGAUAACUGCUGGAGGUUUUGGGACAGUAUUGCUGACGCUUGCUGGUCGUGAGAUUUUUACUAACUUCCUCUCAAGUGUCAUGCUCAAUGCUACACGCCCAUUUGUAGUGAAUGAAUGGAUCAAUGCAAAGAUAGAUGGUGUUGAGGUAUCUGGUAUAGUUGAGCAUGUUGGCCUCUGGUCACCAACAAUCAUUAGAGGUGAUGACAGAGAAGCUAUAUACAUUCCUAAUCAUAAGUUCACAAUGUCUAUAUUGAGGAAUAACACUCGUAGGAGCCACUGGCGUAUUAAGACCUAUCUUGCUAUAAGCCACAUGGAUGCAGGAAAAAUUGGUACAAUUGUUGCCGACAUGAGGAAAGUGCUGGCUAAGAAUCAUCAAAUAGAACAACAGAAGUUACACAGGAGAGUAUUUUUUGAAAAAAUUGAUCCAAAAACUCAAGCUCUUAUGAUUUACAUAUCUUGCUUUGUGAAGACAUCCCAUUUUGAAGAGUAUCUUAAUGUCCAGGAAACUGUUAUGUUGGAUCUUCUUACAAUAGUUGGCCAUCACAGGGCAAGGCUGGCUACACAAAUUCGAACCGUUCAGAAAUCAUAUGGCAAUGCAGACAUUGAUAACAUUCCUUUUGGAGAGGAUAUUUAUAGUCGCGUACGUGGCCGGCCCCUCCUGAUCGAUACUUCUGCAAGGAUCAGUAGUGAUGACAAGUCUAAACCUCGACCAGUAUCACGAGAGGAUCAGAAAGUCAAAACAAGUGUAUCAGUAGAGACCAAGUCAGCUUCACCUGAUGGUGCUAGUGUGAGCAAUUCUGACAAGCAAGAACAGAAAAAAUUGGUACCAGAAGAUGGUCAUACAAAGAAUAGCAAGAAUGAUCAGGUAAAAUCAACAAUACCAUCUCCAUCAACACCGUGGGCAGAAAAUAUGGAUCCUGUCACGUCAACUUCGAAGGCUGAUAGAGGGAAGGCUCAAGGAUCAGAGUCUCAAGGAGAUAGUUCAGUUUCUGUGGCUAAUCAAAAGAAGGAAUCUCGACCUGUCUUCGAAGAUAAUAUUGUUCUUGGUGUAGCUCUUGAGGGCUCCAAGAGGACACUACCCAUUGAUGAAGGAAUGAACCCUCAUCUAUCAUUAUCUGAACCUGAGCAAGACACAGUUGAGGCUGCUUCAUCCCCUAAGAAAGGUCAAAGCCACACACUUUCAGGUCAAGAGAAGGCUGACCAGAGGAAUCUUGACAGGUGAUUUAAGUGUUUACGAAUGAUUUGUCACCAAGCCGACUUUUUUGUGUGCUUGUGCAAAUGCCAUCUGUCAUGAAGCUCUCAUUUUAUGUUUUAAGGCGUGAAUUGUUGCUGAUAGUUCUGUUCGGCGAACGAACUAAUAGAAAUGUACCUUAGAUAUUACUAUCAGGCAUGUGAAGUCUGAUGUAAAUAUUCUGAAUCUGAUGUACAUGUUAUGCUUGCACAUAUGAUGCAUCUGAUCAUCAGAUUCUGAUGUAACGAAAUAGAUAAAGCUGGCUUGCGUUGAUCCUUGCUGGAAA